UUGAUCACUGCCGUCACAAUGAAGAACAUGCAGCUCGACUUUACCACCAAGAAUCCUUAUGCUCCUCCUGCCAGUUCUACCUUGGUUGAAGCUCAGCUCGACAAUCCUUUCGGUUUCCCUCUUGGUGUCUCGUCCCUGAACAUGAACAUCUCUGCUACCUAUGGUGGCAACGGUGUCGCUGCCCUCAACAUCCCCGACAACAAGGCUACCACUAGUGCUACUGGUGUUGUCUCGACCUCUUUCAGCGAUGUUCCU
Molecule: messenger RNA, 255 nt
Organism: Phycomyces blakesleeanus NRRL 1555(-)
Lineage: Eukaryota; Fungi; Mucoromycota; Mucoromycetes; Mucorales; Phycomycetaceae
Exons: 1
Source: RefSeq, a predicted model, not a curated record